Girardinichthys multiradiatus is the source of this 5226-nucleotide messenger RNA. RefSeq names its product CMP-N-acetylneuraminate-beta-galactosamide-alpha-2,3-sialyltransferase 1-like. Lineage: Eukaryota; Metazoa; Chordata; Actinopteri; Cyprinodontiformes; Goodeidae. The record is from RefSeq and is a predicted model, not a curated record. The transcript has 11 exons. Bases 1367 to 2371 code for a protein of 334 amino acids. Gene Ontology annotation, molecular function: beta-galactoside (CMP) alpha-2,3-sialyltransferase activity.
UAGUGUGAAGAUGGAAGGAGGGAGGGAACUCUGCAAAUAAAGACAGUUUUUUUUAGGCUACUGUCACUGGAGGCGAGCAAAGUAGUAUCAGUGAAGCAUAUUCAGUUAGUUCUCAACAAUAGCUGACUGCAGUUGAUGUGGACUGGAUGGAUUAUUUUAUUGCAUGCAUGUGUGAUCAGGGCAGUGUAACUAAAACAUGAAUAACUAGAUGGAUUUGUGAAAGAAUAAUCAGAGAGUAAAUGGUAAGGAUGCUGGGGGGCGUAGCAGUUUUGUGCUCCUCAUGGUCAGCGUUCAGGAACUAACCCGCCCGCCUCUCACUGCCUGGGAGCGGAGGACCAGCACCCUCUCUAUCCCACUUCUCUGCUCUCUGUCAUCCUCCACCUUCACGGAUAACAGGAGAGGAAUCACUCGCUCGGAGAAGCCUGCUCCACGGAGGAUGAACUUGCAUUCAAACAGGCAGUUCGGAGCGCGUCCUCCCGCUUGACGCGUCCUCCCGGACUGACUCGCCCUGCUGUCCGCUCUCCGCGGAGCAGCUGGCGGCCACACCGCGCCGACACGUACCAGGACACCGCUCGCCGCUCCGUAGCGAUUUCGGCAUCUGAAAGAGAUCAAGACCUGGACAAAAGCCAGAUCUCGAUGGGUUAGACUGGAUUCCAUUGAAUUGAUGAUGGCCAGGUCCUACUGCAACACACCAUUCUCAAAGCAUGACACUUCCAGCUCUGUGCUUCAUGGUUGGGGCUUCAAAUCAGUGGAGAAAUAUAUCACAGGGUUGAAGAAGUAAUUUGGCCUCUUCUGACGGCACCAUAUGAGGGACAUCGAGUGCAAAACCGUGGACUGGAGAAGCUAUCUGCUUUUCUCCCAUCAUUAAGCCAAGAAGCAAAAGAAGGGUUGACUUGGUUCGUGGUUGCAUUGACUGUGGACUUCAGAAAACGCAGUUGACCAACACUACUAGAUGACAUGGCUAAAUCAUCACUGACUGUGGAAACUUCAGACUGGAUUUCAAGCAAGUUGGAUUAUGUACUUCUUCACUCUUCCUCCAGUUCCUGGGACCUUGAUUUCCAAAUGAAAUGCAAACUUUACAUUCAUCUGAAAAGGGGACUUUGGACCACUGAAAAACAGUGCAGUUAUUUUUCUCCUUAGCUCAGGUUGAUAACAGAAGAGUGGAUGACGCAACAGUCACUGACCUGGCAGAGUCAACACCCGAGCAACUGAUAAAAGUGACUUUCACACAGACGGAACUUGCCCCUGUUGGAUUUAAAGGUCUCUUCAAAAGAACAACAUGGAUGGCUUUGACUGAGGACAUUUAUGAACUAAAUCCUCGCCUCUCUGUAAUAGUUUUCCACCAAGUGACUGUGACUGCGACAACAUGUCUCUAGUCAGACGGAGAAAAUUUAGGACUUUUGCUCUCCUCCUUUGUGUCAUUACCUUCACGACGCUCCUCUUCAGCUACACUUUCCGGGACCCCUCGCUCUACUUCUUCAAGUAUGCAUUCCGACUUUCAGACAGCUUCUUCUCCAAGGGGCCGUGCUCCUGUCGACAGUGCAUUGCAGAGCUGGAAGGCGACCUUUGGUUUGCCGAGCGCUUCAACCUGUCCAUCCACCCUCUGAUGACCAGGGAGAAUAGCAUCCUCUCUGAGGAGACCUUUAAGUGGUGGCAGUGGCUGCAGUCAGAGAGGCAGCCGGCCAACUUCACUGAGGUGGUGGAGGAACUGUUCCAAGUCAUCCCCGAUGAGGUCCUUUACAUGGACACCAACCCCGAGCGCUGCAGGAGCUGCGCGGUGGUGGGGAACUCUGGGAACCUGAAGGGGUCCCAUUACGGUGGCCUCAUCGACUCCAGCAAUUUCAUCAUAAGGAUGAACCAGGCUCCUACUAAUGGAUUUGAGGAGGAUGUAGGGACACGAACAACUCAUCAUGUCAUGUACCCAGAGAGUGCCAUAGACUUGGACAACAACACCAGUCUGGUGCUGAUCCCUUUCAAGACUCUGGACCUGCAAUGGAUUAUCAGUGCUCUGACCACUGGUACUAUUAAACACACAUAUUUACCUGUUAUGCCCAGGAUCAAGGCAAACAAAGAAAAGGUGUUGAUUUACAAUCCAACGUUUUUCAAAUACGUCCAUGAGUCCUGGCUGGAAGGUCAUGGACGGUAUCCUUCAACUGGCUUCCUCAGCUUGCUGCUUGCGCUCCACAUAUGCGAUGAGGUCAGUGUGUUUGGAUUUGGUGCCGACCAGUACGGAAACUGGCAUCACUACUGGGAGGAGAACCAUUUGGCCGGAGCUUUCAGACACACGGGAGUCCAUGAUGGAGAUUAUGAAUAUAAUGUCACCUUGCUGCUGGCGGAGAAGCACAAAAUCCACAUGUUCACUGGCAGAUGAUACCAAGCGUUGCAUGUUCACCGAAUGAACGUCAUCAACCUUUAAAUAUUUAAAUACAUAAGAAUUUUGUGGUGUCUGCAAACAUCCCUGCUUCAUUGACAAGAAAAAAAGCAACAGUGCUGCUUUCCAGAAGCUAUGUUCAACCUCAGACUGAAUAAGCAGGAGGAUGAUACAAUGCCGAUAUCACAUGAUUAUAUGAUUCCCUCUAUUUUCUUUUUUUACUCUGCCAAAUGUCUCCUGUACGACACUGUGGACAUCUUGAGCUUAUGUGUCAAAGAUUAAUAAAAAAGAAAAGAACGCGGCUGUACUGUCAGUAGCAGAAAGACAAUGUGCUACAUCAUACUUUACUGAUGUAUGUGUACUAAGAGCAGGAUUAAGAGGUGAACUGCUAAAAAGCUGUUAAACUCUACAUUAAUGUCCUAAAAGCUAGUGUCAAAACCCUAUUGACUAUAGUGUAAAUCUUAUUUAUAAAUCAUCACAAUGUGAGUUAAGGUGUCUUAGUUUAAUGGCCAUCAUGACUUCAUGAAAGAGUCGCCUGCUUUUAUUGUACCGAUCAUUUUGCACAUUACAUCAUUACACAGUUUCAUCACGUUGCUCCUUGCUUGUGUCCUUGCAGAUGUUUGACGAUCAAAGAUCAUUCUAAAACUCACCCCAAUGAACAUUUUUUAUUACAAUGUGACAUUUAUUAAAAAAAAGUAAAUAUUAUAUAUAUAUAUAUAUAUAUAGAUAUAGAUAUCGAUAUAGAUAUAGAUAUCUAAAGUGGGAAGGUUUCAAUCAAACAAUAAACAUAACGGUCCAAUAUUUAUUGAUUUAUUUAUUCACUCAUUUGCUAAUUUCCUGAAAUUUCCAUGUCUUAGAAAAUUUUGGUUAAAGCCAAUGUGGCAAAAAUGACACUGCAGUUCGUUAUCUUUUUUCCACAAAAUGUUUUCAAUUUUAAACAUAGAUUAUCAAAAUAUCUUUAUUUACACAUAAUAGUCAUUUAGCCAAUCUUUUAAAAUGGUACAAUUUCCUGUUGGUUGUUUGGUUUACUUUUUAAUUAUCACAGGAUUAUUUGUUUGUGAUUAGUAAUCCCAUUAGGAGCCUGUAAAUCCUGACUUUUCCUGCAAUGCCACCAUUGGUUGCCAUAAAUUCAGUAUCUCGGAUUUUGGUUGGAAUGUUUAAACAAGUGCAUAAAUUUUCCUGAACUUUGAUAAGGACCUUUAUUUAAUUUGAUCUACUCUCAUGUCCCACCUAUGCUUAGCAUUUAGCUCUCUUAAACAAAUUUUAGCCUGCCAAAAUGCUAAAAGUAGGAAUUACCAACUUGGCAAAAUCUACUAAAACACACCUGAAAGUCAGAAUUUUAUCUCGGAAUACCUGUUUCAUUACAGGUUUCCACACCUUUCAGAAACCAACUUUCUGAUUGAAUGAAAACAAUUUAAAAUUUAAAUUUACCAGUGCUAUGAAUAGUUUUCCCAACAUGUUCCUUUUGUACUUAAAUGUAUUAAAUGCACAGAAAUACAUUGUUAUUAGUUUAUAUUGCUAUUGAUAUCUUACUUGGUCACCAAGCACAUGAAAAGCAAAUCCCACAGUUAGCCUAGCUUGGAACUGGAACACGAUUAAUUUGGGCAUGAGGUUAACGGAACAAGAACCUGGAGUACUUUAGGGAUAUUCUCGUAACAGCCGGAUUUUGGGCCUUAAGGACAAGGAUCCUCAUGGUCAGCUUUCAUUUAUAGCUUGCAAAAGUAUGCCUUAUUAUUAAAACAAAUAUCUAGGGUGCAAUUUCUCUGUACAUAGCAACAUACAUCUGGAAUGAAAAGUAGGUGUAAGUGCCUUCAUUGACGGUUUUUUUACAUGUACUUUGAUCAUCAGAUUCAGCUGUAUUUUAACCAUAUUCAUUGUUUUUAUGGGAAUUGACCAAUUUGUAAUGUUUGUGUCAACAUCCAACCUUUAUGUUCAAAAUUUCUAAGAAUCAUUUGAACGGAACAGUAUAGCGAUCUAAAGUGUUUUAAUUAGAUGUCAGCAUGAUUGUUUUUUCAGUUUUACGUCAGCAUCACUCUGUGUUGUGCAGGUUUGUAUUUAAGAUCUGCUUGCUAAGCUUUUUGUAGAUAUUUAAAUGCUCAAUACUCAUAUUCCAGUUUGUACUAGUUUUCAUUUCCAUAUUGUUCAGGUUUCAGGGUUGGGUGCUGUCAUCUAAUAGGUUAAGAUUUGCUCCAUGUGCCUUGAAGCAGUAUUCAUGAUCUCUUAACAGGCUUAGAACGUGAAAACACGCUAUAAUUUGACCUGCUUUAUACAGGAUGUCUUCCUAAAUCUGGACAGUUGUCCCACAGCUAUUGUUGUUUAUAUGUUGUUCUAUGGGGAAUACUGUCACCUAGUGGACAAGCGCUUGUUCAUUUCAUUCAUAAUCCUAAUAGAUGUGAUAUAAUAUUAACAGUAAUGCUUUACAAACUUCUUUUACUCUCUAAUGUUUAAAUAAUAUUUUUGAAUGUUUGAAUUUCACUGAUGAAGCGUUGUCGGAAAACAUGUCAAAUUUAAUGGUCUGGUGAGGUCAGUGAUAUUGACUUGUGUGGAACAGAUGCAUAAUUGAAAUAAUUUAGUUAUUCUAUCAUCUGUGGGUACCCACAGAGGAGCCACUCUAAAUAUGACUUUUUGCAGAAAUGUGUGAAAAAGAAAAGGACUUCAGUUAUUCAUAUGAUUCCACAGAGAAAUAAUUGCUUAUGAAUAAAAAUCUAUAUUUUAGAUCUCAUGGUGAGACUUUUAUGUGUUCCGAAAUAAGUUCAUCAACCUUAUGUGGACAAACAUAUUCUCAGUGUUGUUUGCAUCCCUUUUUACCAUCAAUGUACACUGCAGGUUUUUAAUAAAAAAUAAUUGAAUUCUAA